Vombatus ursinus (common wombat) is the source of this 3415-nucleotide messenger RNA. Its product is annotated as homeobox protein SIX5-like. Gene Ontology annotation, cellular component: nucleus; transcription regulator complex. Gene Ontology annotation, biological process: regulation of transcription by RNA polymerase II. The transcript has 5 exons. Gene Ontology annotation, molecular function: RNA polymerase II cis-regulatory region sequence-specific DNA binding; DNA-binding transcription factor activity, RNA polymerase II-specific. Lineage: Eukaryota; Metazoa; Chordata; Mammalia; Diprotodontia; Vombatidae. The coding region runs from base 1 to 2742 and encodes 913 amino acids. The record is from RefSeq and is a predicted model, not a curated record.
AUGAACCCAGGCGCCCCGGGAGGGGAAGCCGUGGUCCGAGCGCGCAGUCCGUCCUCGCCUGCCCUGGACGUAGCGCGUGGUCCCAUCCCCGUGAUCCGGACCCGUCCCCGGAGGCUCCCGCGGCGUCAGGAGAGGGAAUCAAGGGGGGGGAGGAGGACCGCGCCGCCCACUGGGCUGCCCCCUCACAGACCAAAACUGGCCCUCCCUUCAGGGACCCCGCCCCCCACGCCUCCACGCACCACGCGCGCCCGGGGCCUCCUCCGCCUCCCUCACCACUCGCUGCCCGGCUUGAUAUUUAUUGAAACCCACUCCCCAGCCCGCUGCACCAGCCGGACGCCGGGGUUCCCCCGAGUGGCGGUGGCUGAGCUGUCCCGUGCCCGACCCCUUCUCUAUUUAUGCACUGAGAGCCCGACCUUCCCCCCCCCCGCCCCCCGGCCUGGUCCUUACACCCAUCCGCCAUCCCACGCGCAGUCCGAGUGGGAGGUGUGGGGCCUAGGGCGGGCGGGGUCUAGGUCUCAGCCGGGAAGGGGGACGGGGAGCCCGCAGCGGUCCAGCCUGCGGUUACGGCUCCCCCGGAGGCGGGGGGGGGGGGGGCGGAGAGCAUUUGGAGACUGGAUUGGGCUCCCGGAGAGCAAAGGGUUAAGGGCGGGAGUUGCUCCGCGCAGGCGCCACUGCGCUCCCAAACCGGUACUUGUCCACGGCGCCCAGGGCGCGGCCGCGGGCGGGGGCGGGCUCGGGGUGUCGGCCGAGCAGGUGUCGUGCGUGUGCGAGGCCCUGCUGCAGGCGGGCCACGCGGGCCGCCUGGGCCGCUUCCUGGGCGCGCUGCCGCCCGCCGAGCGCCUACGUGGCGGCAGCGACGCCCUGCUGCGCGCCCGGGCGCUCGUGGCCUUCCAGCGCGGGGACUUCGCCGAGCUGUACCGGCUGCUGGAGAGCCGGCCCUUCCCCGCGGCGCACCACGCCUUCCUGCAGGACCUCUACCUGCGCGCCCGCUACCGCGAGGCCGAGCGCGCCCGGGGCCGCGCGCUGGGCGCCGUGGACAAGUACCGGCUGCGCAAGAAGUUCCCGCUGCCCAAGACCAUCUGGGACGGCGAGGAGACGGUGUACUGCUUCAAGGAGCGCUCGCGGGCCGCGCUCAAGGCCUGCUACCGCGGCAACCGCUACCCCGCGCCCGACGAGAAGCGCCGCCUCGCCGCGCUCACCGGCCUCUCGCUCACGCAGGUCAGCAACUGGUUCAAGAACCGACGGCAGCGCGACCGGACGGGCGGCCUGGGCUUGGGCUCGGGCGGCAGCGGGGCUGCAGCUGCGGCCGCGGCGGGGGCGCCCAGCAGGAGUGAGUCAGAUGGGAACCCCAGCACAGAAGAUGAGUCCAGUCAUGGAGCUGAGGAUGUGGACACUGGAGCGGGAGCGGCCCCGGGGAGCACAGAUGUGCCAGCUCCGGGUUCUGUGUUCCUGGCUGGGGCAGCAGCUCCAUCGGGACCCCCGAAUGCCCCAUCUAUCCUGCUCAACGGGGGCUUCUUGACCACGGCUAGCUCCCCGGCUGUGCUGCUGAACGGAGGCUCUCUUAUCAUUAAUGGGCUGGCCCUGGGGGAGGCCCCAGGCCUGGCCCCGCUCUUGCUCACUGGGGCUGCUGGAGGAGGGGGCCCACCACCCUCCAGCCCACAGGCCCAGGCUCAGCUCCCCUCGCUGCUCCAGGUUCCCCAGCCUGGAGACCUGAAGGCUGAAGAUGCCCAGCCUGAAGACGGGGGCUCCAAAGGGAACCAGGCGGCUGGGGAGGAAGCCACGGCACUGCAGGGGCUGUCCCUCUCCCAAGUGGUCCCAGGCCCCCAGCCAGCGGCGGCCUUCCCUCCUCCUGCAGUGGUGACGCCUGCUGGGCCGGGGCCUCAGGUGGUACCGCUGUCACCCCCAGGUCCGGUAGCUCCCGUGCCAGCCCCCCAGGUGGUCCCCCUAUCUCCAUCAGGCCCUGUGUACCCUGGGGCCUCACCCCUGGUCUCCCUUCCCCAAGUGGUGCCCACAUCCCAGGUGGUGACCCUGCCCCAAGGCGUGGGGUCCCUACAGCUGUUGGCUGGGCCUGCUAGCCCUGUCAAGGUGGCAGCAGCAACAGGAGCCACCCUGGGCCAGGCCAAUGUUCACCUCAUCAACCCAGGAAUGGGGGUCACAGCUUUGCAGUUACCCACGGGCACCCCAGGUAACUUCCUCUUGGCAAACCCGGUUUCCAGCAGCCCUAUUGUGACGGGGAUGACACUUCAGCAGGGCAAGAUCAUCCUGACUGCCACCUUCCCAGCCAGCAUGCUGGUCUCCCAGACCCUGCCACCCACUGCCGCCAGCCUGGCGCUGCCCGUCAAACAGGAAGCGCCGGCUCCUGUGCCUGAGGGACCCGUCCUGGCCACGGUGGCCCCUGGCCCAGCCCUCCCCCCUUUCUCGGCCCAGCCCCAGGUGCCUGUGGCCCCGGUGGCAGCCGGCCCGGCCUUCUCCCCGGACUCCUCUGGCCUCCUGACCAGCGUCCCCAUCCCCGCUGUCCCUUCUUGGCCCGGGGGGCUGGAGUUGGGGGUGGGAACUGAGGGGCUCUUUGAGAUGGAGAAAGGGCUAGGAACGGCUGCCCCGCACGCCCUCCUGAGGCUGCCUGAUGGAGACGGCCUUCUGCUGGGGGGCACGGGGGCUGAGGAGGGCGAUGAGCUGGAGCCUGAGGACAAGGUCUUGACCCAGCUGCAGUCAGUACCUGUGGAGGAGCCCCUGGAGCUGUGACCGGACCUAGACCUCUGUGCUCUUCUCCCUUACUUCACUCCCCAAAUGAGGUGCUCUGGAGACUGCAGCGUCCGUCCUUCUUCACGGGGCCAAAGGGGAACGAGUUGGGGGUCCUGUGCCUACCACAAAUGCUACUGUCUUCCCAAUCAUAACACUAAUUCACCCCACCCCUUGGGGUCGGAGGCCCCCCUAGGCCCCUCUCCUUCUGGGGGACCCUCAGUUCCCCUGGGAGUGGAGGCUUCAGCUUGUUACAGCCCCCGCCUGCCUGGAGCCAUUCCUGGGGGGACUGAGGGGUGGCCACACCCCCAUCCCUGUCAAAUCCGGUACUGGCUAUGAAUUGUCUGUGGAAAAACACUAUGGCCCUUGGGCCCACCCCUCCCGAGCACCCUGCCCUGACCUGCAAAUGGCUGUUAAUCUCAGAGGUCCCAGACGGGGGUGUGGGGGUGUGUGAUGGCCCAGGGCCCCACCACUACGUGCACACGUCUCCCAAGUAGCCGACAGUGUCUGGGUGGUGGCAGUGAGGGCCCCACAAUCCCUCCUUAACCCCAGACCAAAGAUCCUUCCUCCCGAGAGGGGGUGACCUUCCUGACCUUGGUUUGUACCUUCCCAAAUCUUUAUAUUUUUCUAGGACAUGUUACUGCCUCAAUUUCAAUAAACCAGACCCAGAAAUGCA